CCAGAAGAAGAACCAGGACCAGAAGAACAACCAGGAACUGAAACGGGAUCGGGAACGGGACCGGGACUAGGACCAGGACCGGGAUCUGAGCUUCUCUAAGAUCGGCCUGAAGAAUUCCAUCUCCUGACAGGAAGUACCAUAUGAAGGAUAGUGGGGGGAUGAAACAGGAAGAGGAUGAGGUGGUGAGGACCGCAAGGAUGGAGCCCAGCACCUUGCAGUGGCCCGCACACAGAGAGACAGGUGGUCAGACCAGUAAACAGACAGGUAAUGGGGACAGGAUGAGUGUGAGGUCAGACAUGUCUCUCCGUGAGGCAUCCAGUUGGACAGAAAGUGAGAGAGAGCUGAAGGCAGAGGGGGAGAGCAGGGGGCUAGGUAAAGAGGCGGGGCUAAUGGGAGAGGGGGCGGGGCUGAAGACACACUUGGAGGAGGAGCCUGAGGAGAACCACCUGCCAGAGAAAGCAGCUCAGGUGUUUAGUCCUGCAGUAACUGUACUCCCAUCCCCAUCCUCACCCAGAGACAGUGAGGCAUUCUGGGAAAUGGGGUCAGAGAAGAGUCCCUUCCUAGGUCCUCAAGAACCCCAGGACUAUAACCAACAUGGCUACCAGUACGAGUGGACUGAGGACACACCCCAUGCCAGAUGUGGGCAGGGCUGUCCCAGCAGGGAUGUCCUAAAGGUGGGUGUGUCCUUGAUGACUUCAGCAAUGUUAUUCCCAUUCCUGGUGUGGGGGGGUUAUGUCUUCCUGCCAUUUGACGCCCCCCUGAUGGACAGCGCCCCCCUCAGACUCGUUUACACGCUGCGCUGCUCCGUGUUUGCCGCCGCCCCCAUUGUCCUCGGCUGGCUGGUUCUGGGUGUCAGUCGGCUCAGGUCAGGUGGGAUUCGGCCUCUGUUUGAUGAUGAGUUGAAGGAGGGGGAGCUUCAACAGGUCGAGGUCCAUCGUCGGUUUGUUGCUGACUCCGCCUCCUUGUUCCUGAUCUACUUCCUGCAGCUGGUUGUCAUGGCGAUGUACCUGAGCCAGGAGCAGCUGAAGCUUGUCCCACUGCUGACCAUCGUUUUUGCCUUCGGACGGUUGGUUUACUGGGUUGCAGCAGCGUUUGGCAGCAGCGUUCGUGGUUUCGGGUUCGGACUCUCCUUCCUGCCGAGCCUCGCCAUGAUGGUGGCAAACUUCUACUUCAUCUUCACAGUGGAGGCGGCGUCGUCCAUUUUCAGCUCAGCAUCUGAGGAGCUGCCAGCUCCGCCCCCUGGCAAACAGAGGUUCUGGGGAUGAAAGAUAAUCAGUAAUCAAUAACCUUUAAUCCUAAAGGAUGAGAACUGAUCAGUGAUCAAUGACUUUGUGACUUUUGAUGACAGAUUUUUUAAGCUGUUUCUCACUGUUUAGUUUUUGAUUAACCUGUUUAUUUUAUUUUGUAAAUUCUGUUAUAUGAUCAAUGCUAUUUGUAAUCAAUACAUUAAAAAACAACAAAAUAA
Stegastes partitus (bicolor damselfish) is the source of this 1465-nucleotide messenger RNA. Its product is annotated as transmembrane protein 79-like. Gene Ontology annotation, cellular component: trans-Golgi network membrane; lysosomal membrane. Lineage: Eukaryota; Metazoa; Chordata; Actinopteri; Pomacentridae. Gene Ontology annotation, biological process: regulated exocytosis. The record is from RefSeq and is a predicted model, not a curated record. The transcript has 5 exons. The coding region runs from base 141 to 1265 and encodes 374 amino acids.